Molecule: messenger RNA, 1317 nt
Organism: Colletotrichum lupini
Lineage: Eukaryota; Fungi; Ascomycota; Sordariomycetes; Glomerellales; Glomerellaceae
Exons: 2
Coding region: 1-1317 (438 amino acids)
Biological process (GO): calcium ion transmembrane transport; intracellular calcium ion homeostasis
Cellular component (GO): membrane
Molecular function (GO): calcium channel activity; calcium, potassium:sodium antiporter activity
Source: RefSeq, a predicted model, not a curated record
AUGCCGGGUGAAUCUACGUCUUCCGACGAGUCAGUCCCGCCCUUCAUCCCGUCUUCGGCGGAGACGUUUACUUCCUCUUAUUUCUCAACUUCAUCACCCGUGUUGAAGCACGGAUCGAUUGCAGCAAUUCCUAAUUCAAUCUCAUCAUCUCACGGCGUUUUUGAGAUGUCAAUUAAUGGCGUGGUGGCUUACAAUGUGGCCGUCUUCGUCAGCACCCUCUUCCUUCUCGAGGCCGGCGCCGACAAGUUCGUGGACAACACGGCCAUCGUCGCUCGGCGCACCGGCAUCCCGGACACCCUCAUCGCCCUAAUCACCGCCGGCGCCGAGUGGGAAGAACUCGCCGUGGUCGUCAGCGCGCUGGCGCAAGGCCGCGCCUCGCUCGCACUCGGCAACAUUGUCGGCUCAGCCAUCUCCAACAUCCUCGGCGCAUUUUCGCUGGGUCUCAUUUUCCGCAAGCAAGGGGACGCGGUGGAGUUUGAUCGCAGCGCGCGCAUCUACUCGCUGCUGUUGCUCGUUAUUACGACUGCUGUCAUUCCUAUCACGUACUUGCCACGUACGCUCCUUUGGCGGGUCACCGGCAUCGUCUUGGUUGUUGUAUUUGUGGUCUACCUACUAUCGAUAGGAUGGGCAAUUAGCCGAGGAACGCUGAUAGCACCAGAAGGUUCAGACAGCGAUAGCUCUAGCGAUGGAGAUGACACUUCAUCCAGUUCUUCAGACUCUUCCAUUUCUUCUCGGAGAAAUAGCCGCGCUCCAGCAUCGCAACCUGUACCAGAAACUAACGACACCGACGGCGAGCGACAACCCCUCCUCCGUCCCUCGGACCGAUUCCUGCGCCGUCGCCGCGGGCUAACUUACCACAUCGCCUACCUCUUCGCCGGCUUCCUCGCGAUCUGCCUCUCAGGCUACAUCCUCUCCCACGCAGCGACCAACAUUGCCGACGCCCUCGGUGCCUCCGAAGUGCUCUUCGGUAUCGUCGUCCUCGCCAUUGGCACAACCCUGCCGGAGAAGUUCAUCGCCGUGCUCAGCGGCCAGCGCGGGCACGGCGGCAUCUUGGUUGCUAACACGGUAGGCAGCAACGUCUUCUUGCUGACUCUCUGCCUGGGUAUCGUCAUGGUUGGCACGGAGGGGGCGUUGGGGAGCGCGGGGAGCGUAUCGGGCGCUGAGUUAGCUGUUCUAUGGGGUAGUACUGCACUAUUUACGGGGUCGAUGUGGUUGAAUAGGACUAUUCAGCGGGUGGUGGGUGGUAUUAUGUUGAUUGGAUAUGUUGGGUUUAUUGUUGCGGAGUUUACUGUGUUGCGUAGAUCGGGAGAUUUGUAG